AAAACUCGAAUUCAAAUCUUAUGUUCCCCGACGAUUUGUGACAUCCGUUGUUCACGGAGGUACCUUAGUGACUAGAAGUGGCGUAGAUUUGUGAUCAGCCUGCGGUUUUCAAGCUGUUGGAUUCGAGCCAUAAAUACAUGACACUAUCCACCACCGAAAACACUACUUUUGACCCAUCGACCUCCCAGUUACUGCCAUGUCGUCGCAAACUCAUCUUGCAUUCGCGAGUACAGCUGUUGGGAUAACAUCUGUUAUUCAGGUCCCGACACCAUCUCCUGGACCUGGUGAGGUGAUGGUAAAAGUGGCAUUCAGCGCAGUCGUACCCUCUGACACAUACGUAACGGAUUAUGGUCGGAAUACAAACGGCGAAUACCCAGUUCUGUUAGGCCUCAAUCUUAGUGGAGUUGUGGAAGCUGUUGGCUCUGGUGUGGGCGGCCUGCAGACAGGAGACAAGGUUUGCGGAUUUGCAACGACUGGAUCAAGGGGGAAGGGUUUACAAGAACGUGCAAUUAUGCAGAGUUCCACCUGCGCUAAGCUCCCCGAUGAUUACUCUCUCGAAGCAGCUGCGACAAUUCCCGACAAUUUUAUAACUGCAUUUUACACGCUGUUUGAUUGUUUGGAACUUACUCUGCCAACAUUCCCCGUCUCGGUACCACCUCCCCAUGCAGAGACUCCAAUCCUCGUUUAUGGUGCAGGGGCUACAUCUGGUCAAUACGCUGUUCAGCUGCUGGCCCUUGCUGGGUACAGGCGUGUCAUUGCAACGGCAUCCCCUCGCCAUCAUUCUUACCUCAAGUCUCUUGGUGCCGCCCAUGUCAUAGACUACAGCGCUGACGACAUGCUCGAGAAGAUCCUACUCGCUGCAGGCAAAAAGCUUCAAUUUGUCUUGGACUGCAUCGGCGCUGAGAGCACACUCAAAAGCAUAUGUAAUGUCGUUAGCUCCGACGGUGUGGUCGCUAUGCUAUUACCAGUGAAGGAAGGCACAAGGCAUGUUGCAGGGAAAGAUGCGCAAAUGUGGAUGGAAUUACCGGUAGACAGAAACCUCUUCCCAGAUUCGGUGAAACUGGUAGGCGUGAGGACGCGACUGUACCAGCAGAAUGAGUACCUUCGUGACAACCUGAUGCCAAAGAUUCUCCCUCGACUGUUGGAGGAAGGCAUCAUUCAACCCAAUCGAGUUCGCCUAUUUGACCAAGGAUCGCUACAAGAUCGCUGCCAGGAUGCUCUUGAUGUAGUACGAAAUGGACAAGUGAACGGAGAGAAAGUGGUCGUGAAAGUAGCAUCCGACUAGCUCAUUCACUGUACUUGCAUCUGGGUUAGGUGGGCGUAUCGGAGCGGAUAAUGAACAUGGUCAUCUGGAUACUGCCUGCAUAUAUGGUAUCGUAGCACUUAUCAUUUUCGGGU
This is a messenger RNA of Suillus discolor, 1398 nucleotides long. RefSeq names its product chaperonin 10-like protein. Gene Ontology annotation, molecular function: oxidoreductase activity, acting on NAD(P)H. NCBI's taxonomy places the organism in Eukaryota, Fungi, Basidiomycota, Agaricomycetes, Boletales, Suillaceae. The coding region runs from base 197 to 1285 and encodes 362 amino acids. The transcript is spliced from 9 exons. The record is from RefSeq and is a predicted model, not a curated record.